Molecule: messenger RNA, 980 nt
Organism: Cucumis sativus (cucumber)
Lineage: Eukaryota; Viridiplantae; Streptophyta; Magnoliopsida; Cucurbitales; Cucurbitaceae
Exons: 3
Coding region: 192-728 (178 amino acids)
Source: RefSeq, a predicted model, not a curated record
CUCAACGCAAACAACAGCGCAGAACAUUGAAGCGCCACAAUUCACAUUUGACAGUAGCGUCUUUGUCUUCUCCAAGCUGCUUCAGAUUUAUAUGGGUGUGGCUCUCAUUUUCUCCGUUACUCCCAUUUCCCCAUUUUCUUCUCUUGCCGCCGACCUCUAGACGAAGUUUAACGCCGGUCCCAGCUUCAAAUAUGGAGAAGGCUUUGACUAAGGUGGGCAGCUUAAAGGUUGGGAGCUUGUGGAUUUCAAAGAAAGCCAAGGAGGAACUCGCUAACAUCACUGAUGAUCUCAAUACUUUCUCAAAUACUGUUGAAGAGAAGGCAAAGUGGAUUUUCAACAAGCUAAAAGGAAAGCCAUUGAAGAGCUUGCCGGAUUUACUUCGCGAGUACAACUUACCGCCCGGCCUCUUUCCUCAGAACAUGACCUGCUACGAAUUUGAUGAAUCAAAGUCCAAGCUGAUUGUAUACUUACCAUCCGCUUGUGAGAUUAGUUUCAAGGAUUCCUCUGUCGUCAGAUAUGCAACACGGGUAAAAGGAACUCUUCAGAGAGGAAAGCUUACAAACAUCGAAGGAAUGAAGACGAAGGUCCUAGUGUGGGUGAAAGUGACAAGCGUGUCAGUCGAGGGCUACAAAUCUGAUAAGGUCUGGUUCACAGCAGGAGUAAAGAAAUCAAGAUCAAAAGAUGCAUAUGAAAAGCCCCAUGACGCCAUUAGGGUAGGCGAAUUCUAAUAUUCAAACUAUGGCACAUUGUUAGAUGUCAUUAAGGAGGCAGGUAAAUGAAUCCUGUGUUUACAUAAGCUGCAUUCUUCCAUCUGCAUUGUCCAAAUAUAGAAAUCUGAAUGUGUUAUCCCCAUUAUAUAUAUUGUUUGGAUGAGUUUUGUAGAUUCUCUGUUUUCUUUUUCUAGUCCAAUGUUAAGUUCUCUCAUGGAGUUGUGACAGAACCAGAUGAACUAUAAAAUUUCAUACUUCCCAACUUUUUUA